UACUGGGUUUUGCGCCUUUCUCAGGGGAACCAAGGAAAUAGAAUGUAAUGUGCCUGGAGGGGAGGGGAGGGGUGGGGAGAGGAAGAAAGGCAGCCUUCAGGGUCCACCCUGAGUUUCUGGGCCUCCCACAACCACCCGGGGGGAUUCUUAGAUCAGACCCUAUGGACCUCUGGGAAGGCAGGAAUGGGCCUCAGAGGUCUUUAAGCUGUCCCCACCCAUGGUCAUAUAUAUGUGUAUCUCUGCUCUUCUCUGGGGAGGGGGUUCAUUGACCUUUCAUUUGGUUCUCAUGAGGGUCUCUGGCCCCAGAAGAAAAGACCCACAGCCUAUAUCUAAGUUAAGUGUUUGUUUAUACCAACCUCUCACUCCAUGAGCUCUCCCACCCUUUAUGACCACUCUCUGUCCCUUCUGACCCCAUUCUUCACCCCAUGGCCUCCACUCAGCUUCCAUGACCCCACUGCUAUCUUCUGUCCUAAUCUCUCCCCUUGCCCCUAUCUGCCCCACUGCCUUUGGCCUCUACCACUGCACCCUUGUGCUCCCUCAGCAUCACCUCUCUGCACCCCCAUGGUCCACCUUCUUCCCUGGGACAGUGCCUUGCCUACCUUGUUCCUGGCUUUCUUCACCAAUGACCUGUGCAUAUGGAGAGAGGUUGAGGAUAUGGGAGUAGGGGAAGAGAGAACACUGGGGAAAAGCAGAAGAAGAAAGUGAAAGAAGCUCUAGAGGAAACCACAGGGCCUAUGGGGUAGGGGAGGUGGUUGCCAUGGUAACCUCUGGUAGUGGGGGAAGGGUAAAAGGUCCCAUAGCCUGAGGCCACCCAAAGGAGGAACCCCUUCCCCCCAGUUGCUCUUCCCAGCAGCUAUGCGCCUACAAUCCAGCUGCCAUUUACUGAGCACCUGCUAAGAGAUGGGCACUUUGCUAGGUGCUGUGGCUUCAGUUAGUCUUGUCCCAAAGGAGUGCUCCUGACACAGGAGACAGACCUGUGAACACAGACCUCGCAUCAGUUCCUUCUCAAAGCUCCCUCUGGUCAAGUGUGGGCCAGGGCGAGUAUUUCCACAACCCUGUCUUUCUAUAGGCUUCAUUCUUAAAAACAACUUUUUAAAAUUGAUUUCAGAGAGGAAGGGAGAGGGAGAGAGAGAUAGAAACAUCAAUAAUGAGAGAAUCACUGAUCGGCUGCCUUCUACAUGCCCCCCACAGGGGUUCGAGCCAGUAACCCAGAAUCAACCAGGAAUUGAAACUGGUUCACAGGUCGAUGCUCAACCACAGGGCCACACUGGCCAGACUAUAGGCUUCAUUCUUGCCCCCGCUCCAGCUGCCAUUCCUGCUCGGUAUGCUUCUCCUAGGUGGCCCUUCCACCCCUUUCCAGGCUCCACUACUGUCUGGGCUCCUUGGCCCCGUCUCAUUUUCUGAGCCUGGCCCUGUGCCUCUCUCUCAACUUCCCAGCUGUCUGGACCUUGAAUUUCUCAAAGCCUCUCCACUUUUCACCCCAUUACUUCUCAUUCACUGAUUCUCUCAUCAAGCCCUUAGUAUGUGCCAGGUUCUCUUCUAAACAGCUGAUAUGAAUUAAUCUCAUUUCAUUCUCAACCACCAACCCUAUGAGUUCCACUUGACAGAUGAGAAAAUAGCCACAGGAAGAGUCAAUAACUUACCUAAGGUCCCAAGACUAGUAAGGGAUGCAGACCCAGGAUCUGAAGUGGGGCAGUUUGGCUCCAGAGCUGGUAUAGUCAAGCACCCGCAAGGGUACAGUGGACACGGGGUUUUCAAACUGAACAAUAGUCACCAAUUCCCCCCAGUACUUACUGCCUCCAUAUUUCUUCCUAUCAUGUUCUUAUAUAUACAAGGAAGUGAAGACAUCAUCAACUCUGGAGGCAAUCCCAGAUCAUCCAGUUACUAGCAACGUGACCUUGGGUAGUUUUUACUUUUUACCUCUAAGCCUCUACAUCUGUGAAACUAGGGGGGGCUGGGGAGAUAUUAACACCGAUGUCAUGAGGCUCCUGUGAGGAUUAGUUAUAACAUCAGAAUACACCCAGCACCUACUAGGUGCUCAAUAGAUGAUCUUCCAGAUCCCUAUAUCAUCAACUCUCUUGGCCCAGUUCCACCCUAUCUGCUCCACUUUCUAGAUCAGUCACCCCCACCACCCCCAAGUCUUCCCCACCCCGGGCGUGUCACUUCCUCCUCUGUAGCCUCCCAGAUCAGUACACAAAGGCUGCCGCUGCCGCUGGAGGAAAGGCUGCCCUGCUCGCACCUGCCAUGGUGGCUUUGUCAAUGGUUCUUGUUUUCCUGCUGGUUCUGAGCAGAAGUGAGAGUGAACUAGACGCCAAGAUCUCAUCCCCAGGGGAGGCCACAGAAUGGGGUGAUCCUGAUCUGUCCCUGCUGAGAUCCUGCAAGCCAGCCCCAUCCUGCAAGAAGUGCAUCCUCUCACAUCCAAGCUGUGCAUGGUGCAAGCAACUGAACUUCACAGCGUCAGGGGAGGCGGAAGAGCAGCGGGUGCGGGUCACGCUGCGUCCCGGGGAGCCCCAGCGGCUGCAGGUCCGCUUCCUCCGUGCCGAGGGGUACCCUGUGGACCUGUACUACCUUAUGGACCUGAGCUACUCCAUGAAGGACGACCUGGAGUUCGUGCGCCAGCUCGGGCACGCCCUGCUGGUGCGACUGCAGGAGGUCACCCAGUCCGUGCGCAUCGGCUUUGGCUCCUUCGUGGACAAGACGGUACUGCCCUUCGUGAGCACAGUGCCCUCCAAGCUUCGCCAUCCCUGCCCCACCCGACUGGAGCACUGCCAGCCCCCCUUCAGCUUUCACCACGUGCUAUCCCUGACGGGGGAUGCCAAGGCCUUCGAGCGGGAGGUGGGGCGCCAGAGUGUGUCUGGCAACCUGGACUCACCUGAAGGUGGCUUUGAUGCCAUUCUACAGGCUGCACUCUGCCAGGAGCAGAUUGGCUGGAGAAAUGUGUCUCGGCUGCUGGUGUUCACUUCAGACGACACGUUCCACACAGCUGGGGAUGGAAAGUUGGGUGGCAUCUUCAUGCCCAGUGAUGGGCAUUGCCACUUGGACAGCAAUGGCCUCUAUAGUCGCAGCCCAGAGUUUGAUUACCCCUCUGUGGGUCAGGUAGCCCAGGCUCUCUCUGCAGCAAACAUCCAGCCCAUUUUUGCUGUCACCAGUGCCACACUGCCCGUCUACCAGGAGCUGAGUAAGCUGAUCCCUAAGUCCGCAGUGGGGGAGCUGAGUGAGAACUCCAGCAAUGUGGUGCAGCUCAUCAUGGACGCUUAUAAUAGUCUGUCAUCCACUGUGACCCUCGAACACUCUCCACUCCCUCCGGGGGUCCACAUCUCUUAUGAAUCUCAGUGUGGGGGUCAUGAGAAGAGGGCUGGUGAGCCUGGGGACCGGGGCCAGUGCAACCAUGUCCGAAUCAACCAGACGGUGAGAGCCAGUUGGAAUAGGUAGAAGGGGCCCUGGCCAGGUAGCUCAGUUGGUUAGAGCAUUGUCCCCAAUAUGCCAAGGUUGCGGGUUCGAUCCCUGGAGAUCAUGUUUCAAUUCCCAGUUGGGGCACAUGUCUGGUUGCCGGCUUGUGCAGGAGGCAGAGUAUCCUGGGAAAGACAGGUAAAGGAAUGACCGAACUCUCGGACCCACCUCUCUCCCUUUCUUUCCCCUCCCAGCUGUGACCCAGGCCGCCUGGGUCGACUCUGUGAGUGCUCUGAGUCUGAGCUGUCCUCCCCAGAUCUGGAAUCUGGGUGCCGGGGCCCCAAUGGGACAGGGCCCCUGUGCAGCGGGAAGGGACGAUGCCAGUGUGGACACUGCAGCUGCAGCGGACAGAGCUCUGGGCGCCUGUGCGAGUGUGACGAUGCCAGCUGUGAGCGACACGAGGGCGUCCUCUGUGGAGGCUUUGGCCUCUGCCAAUGUGGAGUGUGUCACUGUCACGCCAACCGCACGGGCAGAGCGUGUGAGUGCAGUGGGGACAUGGAUGGCUGCGUCGGUCCUGAGGGAAGGCUCUGCAGUGGGCAUGGACAUUGCAAAUGCAACCGCUGCCAGUGCUUGGACGGCUACUACGGUGCCCUAUGUGAUCAGUGCCCAGGCUGCAAGACACCAUGCGAGAGACACAGGGACUGUGCAGAGUGUGGGGCCUUUGGGACUGGUGUCCUGGCCACCAAUUGCAGCAUGGCUUGUGCCCAUACCAACGUGACUCUGGCUCUGGCCCCUGUGCUGGAUGAUGGCUGGUGCAAAGAGAGGACCCUGGACAACCAGCUGUUCUUCUUCCUGGUGGAGGAGGAAGCCGGAGGCAGGGUCGUGCUGAGAGUGAGACCCCAAGAGAAGGGAGCAGACCACACCCAGGCCAUUGUGCUAGGCUGUGUGGGGGGCAUUGUGGCAGUGGGACUGGUGCUGGUCCUGGCUUACCGGCUCUCCGUGGAAAUCUAUGACCGCCGAGAAUACAAGCGCUUUGAGAAGGAGCGGCAGCAGCCCAACUGGAAGCAGGACAGAAAUCCUCUCUACAAAAGCGCUGUCACGACCAUCAUUAACCCCCGCUUUCAAGCUCCAGAAAGUCCUCUCUGAAGAGGGUAGGGCUACUCACUCCAGAGUUCUUCUUGCUGGGGGGAUGGUGGGAAUUGGGGCUCUGGGUCUAUCAGGCAGCAGCCUGCUGGGGGACUAAUCACCGCCUACUGUACUUGGACACCCCAGAGGCCGGCCUCCUGCCGCACCCUUGCUUCCCCACCCCUCAAGAAGUGGGGGUUGCCCCAUCCACAAAUACAAUAAAGAAUCUUCAGAUUACAGAUCACUUUAACAAA
Messenger RNA from Myotis brandtii (Brandt's bat), 4769 nucleotides. RefSeq names its product integrin beta-7-like. The transcript is spliced from 15 exons. Gene Ontology annotation, biological process: integrin-mediated signaling pathway; cell migration; cell-matrix adhesion. NCBI's taxonomy places the organism in Eukaryota, Metazoa, Chordata, Mammalia, Chiroptera, Vespertilionidae. Gene Ontology annotation, molecular function: integrin binding. Gene Ontology annotation, cellular component: cell surface; integrin complex; focal adhesion. The record is from RefSeq and is a predicted model, not a curated record.